Molecule: messenger RNA, 1011 nt
Organism: Brettanomyces bruxellensis
Lineage: Eukaryota; Fungi; Ascomycota; Pichiomycetes; Pichiales; Pichiaceae
Gene: NUC1
Product: nuclease
Exons: 1
Coding region: 1-1011 (336 amino acids)
Biological process (GO): apoptotic DNA fragmentation
Cellular component (GO): nucleus; mitochondrial inner membrane
Molecular function (GO): metal ion binding; RNA endonuclease activity; single-stranded DNA endonuclease activity
Source: RefSeq, a predicted model, not a curated record
AUGUUUAAGGCUGUGGCCGGCACAACGGCACUUUCUCUGGGGGCAGUGUCCCUCUUUUUCUGGGGUAGACAAUCGGGAUCAACACAGACAGCUUCACCAGGUUCACCAAUUGGGGAAUUUCCGGCAAAUGGAGGCAGAAAUGUUCCUUCCAAACCACAGGGAACCACCAACAAUAUGGCAAAUCCUGGUGCCGACAUCAACCCUGUCGAUUAUUUUGUGAAAUAUGGAUUUCCAGGCCCAAUUCACGACCUGGAAAGACACCAGGAGUUUGUCUCUGUUUACGACAGAAGAACGAGAAACCCAUACUACGUUGUGGAGCACUUGACUCCGGCAUCCCUACAAAAGGGACCGACCAACGGCAACAGGCGGAACUCGUUUUUCAAGGAGGAUGAGUCGAUUCCAGAGAUUUUCAGGUCGAAACUCAAGGAUUAUUUCAGGUCCGGAUAUGACCGAGGCCACCAGGCUCCAGCAGCAGACGCCAAAGUCUCCCAGCAGGCCAUGGAUGAGACUUUUCUCUUGACAAACAUGUCACCACAAGUUGGUGAGGGCUUCAACCGUGACUACUGGGCUUCCUUGGAGUAUUUUUGCCGGUGUUUAACUAAGAAAUAUGGAUCCGUGAGAGUUAUCACAGGACCACUAUUUCUUCCCCGGAAGGACCCUGUAGAUGGUAAGUUCCGGGUCAGCUACGAAGUUAUUGGCAAUCCGCCAAGCGUGGCUGUGCCUACGCACUUCUUCAAGCUUGUGGUUGCCGAGAAUUCGCUCAGCAAAAAGCCAGACUCCCAAGAUGUCGCUGUUGCAGCAUUCGUUUUACCUAACGGCAAGAUUCCAAACGAGGUUCCACUAACAUCGUUCAAGGUGCCUGUUGAGGCCUUAGAGCGGUCCUCAGGCUUGGAGUUGCUUGAAAAAGUGCCAGACACAAAAAAAAAGGACCUCUGCAAGGAAGUUCGUUGCGAGAUUAUCGUUAGGGACUUUAGUAAUGCCGCCAAGUCGUUGCCGGCACCUCGCAAAUGA